Messenger RNA from Colletotrichum destructivum, 3857 nucleotides. RefSeq names its product Putative NACHT nucleoside triphosphatase, WD40/YVTN repeat-like-containing domain superfamily. The transcript is spliced from 2 exons. The record is from RefSeq and is a predicted model, not a curated record. Bases 255 to 3836 code for a protein of 1193 amino acids. Gene Ontology annotation, molecular function: protein binding. Lineage: Eukaryota; Fungi; Ascomycota; Sordariomycetes; Glomerellales; Glomerellaceae.
UCUGCAGCUGACCCAUCAGGCCGCGUUCGAGGGGUCUCCCCGCCUUCUUCGAUCCGUCUUCCUCCUCCCGGGCAGCGUCAGGUAGUAGCACUCUCCCACAGCAGUUUCACCGUCUCUAGUUUCAUCUCCGAUGAACUUUCUCUGGUCGUCCGUCGCUACGAGUAGUAACCAAGGUUCGUGUCAGCUACUAGGAGAUACUAACACUAGAUCGAUAAGUAAACUAACAGCACCAGAGUCCAUGCGCUGCACUUGUAAUGUCAAAUGCAGCCCAAACCAUAAACGCCAGCGGCAACGCGGAAGUCCAUGUCGGAAACAGGACCUAUCUCCAAUCGACCGAAAACCCCGUCCUGGCCGACCUACGUGUUACCAACCCGCGCCACGACAAGAAGCGCAUCCAGGACACCAAGGGCGGCUUGCUCAAGGACUCCUACGUCUGGGUGCUCGACAACCCCGACUUCUGCCAAUGGCGCGACGACCAGCACCAGCGACUGCUUUGGGUCAAGGGCGACCCGGGCAAGGGAAAGACCAUGCUCCUCUGCGGCAUCAUUGACGAGCUGGAGGCAACACGCGCUCAGGGGAGGCUCUUGUCCUACUUCUUCUGCCAAGCCACCGACGAGCGACUUAACACUGCGACGGCUGUACUGCGCGGCUUAAUCUUCAUGCUUCUCGACCAAGACCCGUCUCUUGUUUCGCAUAUGAAGAAGAAGUACGAUGUAGCCGGGAAGGCGCUUUUCGAGGACGUAAAUGCAUGGCAGGCGAUGUCGGAGAUCUUCACGAACAUGCUCCACGACUCGAAGCUGCAAGGCGUCUGGCUCCUUGUCGAUGCGUUAGACGAGUGCUCAACGGACCUUGAAAAGCUACUCGUCCUGAUUGCAGAAACAUCGCAAUCGACCAGUGCGAAAUGGCUCGUCUCAAGCCGCAACUGGUUGCAAAUCGAAGAACGGCUACGCACUGUAGCGCAGAGGCUAUCACUAGAGGUCAAUGCGAAGUCGGUCUCAACAGCUGUGGACAGCUAUAUCACAUUCAAGAUAUUACAACUUGGCCAACUGAAGGGCUACCGAGACGACACCGCCAGCGAAGUACGUCAGUAUCUGGCAUCUAAUGCGGACGGCACAUUUCUCUGGGUCGCAUUAGUUUGCCAAGAACUCGAGAAGACACAGCGCUGGAAGGCCGUGCAGAAGAUAAAGUCCUUCCCACCUGGACUUGAUGCUUUUUAUGAGCGGAUGAUGCAACGAAUUCGUGGAGAAGAGGACGCCGAAUUUUGUAGGCAGAUCCUUGCUCUCGUGGCGACGACCUAUCGCCCACCUUCGCUCGCCGAGUGCACCACACUUAUCGAAGAGUGUCGUGAUCUGGCGGACGAUCACGAGUCCCUUCAGGAGAUUAUCAGCCUCUGCGGCUCCUUUCUCACCAUUCGCGAGGACACAGUCUACUUUGUGCACCAGUCAGCCAAGGAUUUCCUGCUGAACAAGGAAUACACGGCGUUCGACCAGAUCUUGCCUUCUGGCAUCGCGCACCAGCACCAUGUCAUCUUCUCAAGGUCUCUAGACGUGUUAUCCAGCACGCUCAGACGCGACAUCUAUGAGCUGUGCUCCCCUGGAGUCCCUCUAGAGGAUGCAUUACCACCUGACCCUAAUCCUUUAUCCCCUCUGAAGUACUCCUGUACACACUGGGUUGACCACCUUGAGCACUCAAAUCCGGUAGAAAGCCCAGCGCACGGUGAUGUGCAAGACAACGCCAGGGUCCACUCUUUCCUCAAAAGGCACUAUCUCCACUGGCUAGAGGCUCAGAGUCUUUUACAAGGCAUGCCACAAGCAGUGGUAGCAAUGCAAAAACUGGAAACGUUAGUUGCAGGCACAGGAGGACCACAACUUACAGAAAUCGUCCGAGAUGCCCUUCGGUUUGUCUUGUCUUACAAACAGUGUGUCGAAAGCUUUCCGCUGCAACUUUACACAGCUGCUCUUCUGUUUAGCCCUACCCGCAGCGUAGUGAGACGACUUUUCCAAGCAGAAGCACCAGCCUGGAUUGCUGUACUUUCAGAGAUAGACACAGACUGGAACGCAUGUCUGCAGACGCUGGAGGGCCACAGCGACUGGGUCAGGUCGGUGGCCUUCUCGCCGGAUGGGCGCCAGCUGGCCUCGGCGUCCCGCGACAGCACCGUCAAGCUCUGGGACGCGGCCACGGGCCAGUGCCAGCAGACGCUGGAGGGCCACAGCGGCACGGUCAGCUCGGUGGCCUUCUCGCCGGAUGGGCGCCAGCUGGCCUCGGCCUCCUACGACAAGACCGUCAAGCUCUGGGACGCGGCCACAGGCCAGUGCCAGCGGACGCUGGAGGGCCACAGCGGCUGGGUCAGGUCGGUGGCCUUCUCGCUGGAUGGGCGGCAGCUUGCAUCGGCCUCUGACGACAAGACCGUCAAGCUCUGGGACGCGGCCACGGGCCAGUGCCAGCAGACGCUGGAGGGCCACAGCAACUGGGUCAGGUCGGUGGCCUUCUCGCCGGAUGGGCGGCAGCUUGCAUCGGCCUCUGACGACAAGACCGUCAAGCUCUGGGACGCGGCCACAGGCCAGUGCCAGCGGACGCUGGAGGGCCACAGCGGCUCGGUCAGCUCGGUGGCCUUCUCGCCGGAUGGGCGGCAGCUUGCAUCGGCCUCUGACGACAAGACCGUCAAGCUCUGGGACGCGGCCACAGGCCAGUGCCAGCAGACGCUGGAGGGCCAUAGCGGCUGGGUCAGCUCGGUGGCCUUCUCGCCGGAUGGGCGCCAGCUUGCAUCGGGCUCCGGCGACAAGACCGUCAAGCUCUGGGACGCGGCCACAGGCCAGUGCCAGCAGACGCUGGAGGGCCAUAGCGGCUCGGUCAUGUCGGUGGCCUUCUCGCUGGAUGGGCGGCAGCUUGCAUCGGCCUCUGACGACAAGACCGUCAAGCUCUGGGACGCGGCCACGGGCCAGUGCCAGCAGACGCUGGAGGGCCACAGCAACUGGGUCACCUUGGUGGCCUUCUCGCCGGAUGGGCGCCAGCUGGCCUCGGCCUCCUACGACAAGACCGUCAAGCUCUGGGACGCGGCCACAGGCCAGUGCCAGCGGACGCUGGAGGGCCACAGCGGCUCGGUCAGCUCGGUGGCCUUCUCGCCGGAUGGGCGGCAGCUUGCAUCGGCCUCUGACGACAAGACCGUCAAGCUCUGGGACGCGGCCACAGGCCAGUGCCAGCAGACGCUGGAGGGCCAUAGCGGCUGGGUCAGCUCGGUGGCCUUCUCGCCGGAUGGGCGCCAGCUUGCAUCGGGCUCCGGCGACAAGACCGUCAAGCUCUGGGACGCGGCCACGGGCCAGUGCCAGCGGACGCUGGAGGGCCACGGCGACUGGGUCAGGUCGGUGGCCUUCUCGCUGGAUGGGCGCCAGCUUGCAUCGGCCUCUGACGACAAGACCGUCAAGCUCUGGGACGCGGCCACGGGCCAGUGCCAGCGGACGCUGGAGGGCCACGGCGACUGGGUCAGGUCGGUGGCCUUCUCGCUGGAUGGGCGGCAGCUUGCAUCGGCCUCUGACGACAAGACCGUCAAGCUCUGGGACGCGGCCACAGGCCAGUGCCAGCAGACGCUGGAGGGCCACAGCAGCUUGGAAAACGUGUUCGAGGUGACGAUCCAGAAACCAAGCCAAGGUCCUGAUGAUCGGCAUCAUGUGCUCUCACAGCACGGCGUAUGGAUUACAAAUAACUCUCAUAAUAUCCUUUGGGUACCUCCGGAGUACCGAGCGGAGUGUGACGCGGUGAAAGGAUCGAGAAUAGCUCUUGGUUGUCAAUCAGGCCGCGUAUUGCUGGUGCAGUUUGCGUUAGAAAGUCAACAGCUGUAAUUUACAAAGCUAUCCGUCCUU